AGCAUCUUUUCUUUGUAUGUGUAAAUGUGUAUAUAGUAUGUAUAUGUAUAAUUAGUGUUUGGUUAAGUUUGAAAGGAAAAGUUCUCUUAUAAUUGCAGGAUGUAUACAUAUUUUGGACGCUGUAGUAAAAGAAUAUUCAGAAGAGCAUUUUCUAUAGCUACACAGACUAUAAAAAACAAUGAAAUAACACUAUUAGAUCACACGUUUCCAAGAGAUAACUGGACAAAUAUUAGUGAAAAUAUUAUUUACAAAUUGGGAAGAAAUUUACAUAUUUCUCCAUAUCAUCCUUUAUCUCAUAUUCGCCAACGUAUCGUUAACUACAUCUAUAUGCAAUUUCACAAUCGUAUUGGAAAUCCUAUAUUCAGCGUGUUUGAUAACAUAUCUCCUAUUGUUACAGUAGCACAAAAUUUUGAUUCCCUACUUGUGCCAGAAAAUCACCCAUCAAGGAAAAAAAGCGAUUGUUAUUAUAUAAAUCAAAAUACAAUAUUAAGAGCUCAUACAACGGCUCAUCAAUCAGAAUUGAUUUCAAUGGGUUUGAACAAUUUCCUUGUAGUAGGAGAUGUUUAUCGCAAAGAUGAAAUAGAUUCUACCCACUAUCCUGUUUUUCAUCAAGCAGAUGCUGUUAGAUUAUGUACAGCAGAGGAGGUAUUCCAAAAUGUAGACAAUUCUAAUGAGUUGAAACUAUUUGAACAUAGGGGCAUGGAAACUGAUGAGAAGCAAGGUUGUCAUGCUUUAGAAUCUGUAAAAAUAAUGGAACAUGAAUUGAAAAAUACUUUAAUAGGUUUGGCACAGACGCUUUUUGGAUCAGAAAUUCAAUAUAAAUGGGUUCAACAAUAUUUUCCUUUCACUCAUCCCUCAUGGGAACUAGAAGUCUACUAUAACGAUCAAUGGAUUGAAAUAUUAGGAUGCGGUAUUAUGCGUCAGGAGAUUUUACAAAAGUCGGGGGCAGGAGAACGUAUUGGAUGGGCAUUCGGAUUAGGUUUGGAAAGACUGGCUAUGUGUUUGUAUGAUAUACCAAAUAUUCGUUUAUUUUGGAGUAACGAUACUGGUUUCUUAAAUCAGUUCAAAGUUGAAGAUCCUAAUACGGCAAUAAAAUACAAGCCAAUUAGUGUUUAUCCUCAGUGUAAAAACGAUAUAAGUUUCUGGUUGCCUGAAAACAAAAGUUAUUCGUCAAAUGAUUUUUACGAUUUAGUUAGAGAUAUUGGCGGAGAUAGAGUAGAACAAGUUCUAUUAAAAGAUGAAUACACUCACCCUGAAACUAAAAAGAUAUCGCACUGUUAUACCAUAGUAUAUAGACAUAUGGAACGUACAUUAUCAAAACGAGAGGUAAACAACAUCCAUAAUCAAAUAGCAAAACGCGCAAAUGAAAAAUUACAUGUUACACUCAGAGGAAUGAAAAUUUAAUUUAUUAAAUAAAAUUUAAAAAAUUUUAGAAAU
This is a messenger RNA of Frieseomelitta varia, 1437 nucleotides long. It is a transcript of the gene PheRS-m, whose product is annotated as probable phenylalanine--tRNA ligase, mitochondrial. The transcript is spliced from 4 exons. Gene Ontology annotation, molecular function: tRNA binding; ATP binding; phenylalanine-tRNA ligase activity. Bases 100 to 1404 code for a protein of 434 amino acids. Gene Ontology annotation, biological process: phenylalanyl-tRNA aminoacylation. The record is from RefSeq and is a predicted model, not a curated record. NCBI's taxonomy places the organism in Eukaryota, Metazoa, Arthropoda, Insecta, Hymenoptera, Apidae. Gene Ontology annotation, cellular component: cytoplasm; mitochondrion.